UACUGCGUCACACCAAUAUGGCGACGUGCUGAGCUCAUCGAUCGGCAACAACAACAACUCGUUCCGCUGCACAGUUUGGUUCAGAGCCCUCCACUGAAAAUUAAAGAUGUCCACACGGGAGGUCAGGUAAAGGUAAUAUCCUAAAACAUCUCGAAAAUUCAAAGGUAUCCAAAAAGCGGCCGGGAACAGAACUUUGAGGACGCGUCUAUCUCUGCUUUGCAUUUUCCAGCAGUGAUGUCAGGUGAGCCUGCGGACACCACGCCCUUCUUCUCAGAUGAUAAUGAGGGGGAGGGGCCUACAGAGAAUGGGGCGGUGUCAUCUCCACCAGAGGAGGAGUCGGCUAGUGGAGUGUCUAGUAGUAGAGCUAUACUGACGGUAGCUGUACUCUGCUACAUCAACCUACUGAACUAUAUGGACAGAUUCACUGUCGCAGGUGUACUUACUGACAUUGAGAAAUUCUUCAAAAUUAGCGAUGGAAAAUCAGGGCUGCUUCAGACGGUUUUCAUCUGCAGUUACAUGUUCCUGGCUCCUCUGUUCGGUUACCUGGGGGACAGGUAUAACAGGAAGUUGAUCAUGAGUGGUGGGAUUUUGUUCUGGUCUAUAGUGACAUUGGCCAGCUCCUUCGUCGGCAAAGAUCAUUUUUGGGCGCUGUUGUUGACCCGGGGGCUUGUGGGUGUAGGGGAGGCCAGUUACUCCACAAUCGCACCCACCAUCAUUGCUGAUCUGUUCAUCAAGGAGAAAAGGACCAACAUGCUUUCCAUCUUUUACUUUGCCAUUCCUGUGGGCAGUGGUUUUGGGUAUAUAGUGGGUUCACGCGUGGCUGCUGUGGCUAAAGACUGGCACUGGGCUCUUCGGGUGACCCCUGGCCUGGGGCUGCUGGCAGUGAUCCUGUUGAUAUUUGUGGUUCAGGAGCCAAAGCGUGGGGCGAUCGAAGCUCAUUCAGAGGAUAUGCUGCACAGAACCAGCUGGCUGGAAGACAUGAAAGCGCUCUGCAGGAACCAUAGUUUUAUUCUGUCCACGUUUGGCUUCACAGCUGUGGCCUUUGUGACAGGAUCUUUGGCCCUGUGGGCUCCUGCAUUUUUAUUCAGAGCGGGUGUCUUCAAUGGUGAGAAACAGCCAUGUUUCAAGGACAACUGUGACGACUCUGGCAGCCUGAUUUUUGGUAUCAUCACAAUUGUCACUGGUAUCCUGGGUGUGGCGAGUGGCGUGCAGGCCAGCAAGAAGCUGAGGACGAAAACCCCACGCGCUGAUCCACUGGUCUGUGCGACAGGACUCCUUCUUGCCGCUCCUUUUCUCUAUCUGUCCAUCAUGUUUGCUCAAGUUAGCACGGUGGCCACUUAUGUUUUUAUUUUCUUUGGCGAGACGUUCUUGUCUAUGAAUUGGGCCAUAGUUGCAGACAUUCUGCUGUAUGUAGUGAUCCCCACACGGCGCUCCACAGCAGAGGCCUUUCAGAUCGUCCUCUCACACCUGCUGGGUGAUGCUAUCAGCCCUUACCUCAUCGGAGUGGUAUCAGACUCGAUAAAGUCAUCAGAUUCGUACAUGUGGGAGUUCCGUUCUCUUCAGAUAUCCCUCCUGUUGUGCUCUUUUGUGGCCGUGGGGGGCGGAGCUUUCUUCCUGGCAACGGCCUUCUUUAUCGAGAAAGACCGAAAUCUGGCUGAAAAUUAUGUGCCCUCUGAUGAUGCACCAAUUGUUGUUCCAAAGAGAGGCAGGUCCACUAAAGUUUCAGUGUCGAGCGUUUUAAUUUGAGGAGACAAAAGGAUCGGUAUGGUUCUCGACUCGGGGACCAGCACUGUGAUUGGUUUAGGCAAAACACUGUUUGUGCCGUCCACAGCCAAUCCUGCAGAAAUGUCAGACACAUAAUCGCUGACUGGACAAUCUCCACAAUUGGGGAAUUUUAUAGUAAUUUAUUAUGCUUAUGUUUUUUUAUUUUGUUUAUAUCCUUAACACCAAACCAUUGAUUUGGAAACAACGAAACUAACAAAAAUUCAGAAAUGUGUUUCUUGGAAGUUCUGCUUUCCAGGAGUGACACGAAGAAUGGAACACGGUUAUUAUUUCGAGACAUUGUUUUACAUUUAAUUGACAUGCAUAUAUUUGUGUUUUAGAUUUCAUACAAUGUAAAAAUGAGAUUUUAGACCUUUUUAUUGAAGAGGCUCUGAAUGGAUUUUGCAAAUGGCCAUCUAUCGGUGGCUGUCCUCAUAGCAACAUAUAAACUAAAACCUAAGGCACUGUCAUUAUUUUUUUUUUUUGCAUUUUAUGCAACAAACUGACUAAAAAACUAGCAGAAUCCGACUUAAGCAAUGCACUGAGGCUUGCCUAUGAUCUGCCUUUACAACAACAUGUCUUUUAUGUUUUAUUGCUUUUCUUUCAUGCAAGAUUUCAGAUUUUCUUAGGAUCUUUUAGAAAGGAACCAAAAAACAAACACUAAAGCCCCCAUCACAUGAUUUAAAUAUUAGGCUUUUUAAUUUUGUAAUAUUUUAACUGAAAGCAGGUUAUUGUGCAUUCCUUAUACUGUGAUGUUUUUAUUUUUGUUAAGAGUUUUUUCCCCAACGGCAAUACAUUGAGCUAAUUUACAAGACAUUGCUUGUUAAUCUUAUUUUCUUACUGUUACUUUUUAAUAUUAAAUGACAGAUUAGCUCUAAUUUGUGUCUUUUUGGUCAGUAUGUCCCUUCAAGCAUCUUGUCUUUUUGUGUUUCUCCUACCCGUCCUAAUAAUAGCAAGUUUUUACUUCAA
Paramisgurnus dabryanus is the source of this 2730-nucleotide messenger RNA. Lineage: Eukaryota; Metazoa; Chordata; Actinopteri; Cypriniformes; Cobitidae. The record is from RefSeq and is a predicted model, not a curated record.